UUUCUCCUCCGACUCGCCAGAUUGGGGGAUGCCCAGUCCGAUCUUUGUCGGAUCCUGCCUCGGUCAGUCUGGGCGAGAGUCAUAGCAGCCAUAUUGCUCCAAUAAUGACUGCGACCUCGUAUUCAGGCUCCACGUGUGAUCGCCUUCAGCUUUCAAGAACAUGGCUCGCUCAUUGAGCGUGCUGAUGGCUUUCCGUUGGCGUUGGAAAUCAUGACUCGAAUGACAAGGCUGGCGCUCAUAUCAAGAGUGCUUCCUCGCCUUGCAUAUCCUUUUCCAACAUCAAGGCGUGCAAGGAGAGAGCAGGAUGUUACUAUCUGCACUAUAUAUCGCGUUCAUUGCUUUCGCGACUUCAGCGUACGCCGGCAACUAUGCAGGCGACUUCAACGCGCUCAUCGAAUUCGCGCCGCUGGCUGUAGAUUCAUCAAGCAAUGCUUCGAAUGUCGAGCAAGCCAAGAGCAACGAUUACGGGAUGGACAUGUUUGCGGCAAUGAAGUCGAGGCGACAGUCUUGCUCAGCUGGUUAUGGGAUAUGCUAUGAGACUGGGCGUUGUUGCCCCGACCCGGACGGCCAAGGCGGAUGCUGUGAUGGCUCGGGAGUGUGUAUCACUGCUGGCGACACCUGCUGUGCGGCUGGUCAUGCGUGUCAAGCGGGCCGGGAUUGUUGCGGUGAUGGAUGCGUUACCGAGGGCUCACAAUGCUGUCAAGGAACAACCGUAUACGUUUGUACUUCCGACGAGGAGUGCUGCUCAGACUCCUGCAUGCCAAUAGGGAGUCAGUGUUGCGACAAUGGUCAGUAUUGCGAAAGUGGUAAUAGUUGCUACAGCUUUGACGACGAUCCAUCCGAUAUCUUUUGCUGUACUAAUGAAGCCUGCACUGCUUAUGUCGAGGGCGGCGUGACGACAACACGUACGACUUCACAGGCUCCACCACAAAGCACCCGUCUACCCUCAACAGAAGAGUAUCAGUACUACUACAUCGUCUAUACUUGGUACUACUAUGCCUAUUACUAUACUCUUGUUCAACGAACAUCUGUCGUUACCUACACCUACACCACGACUACAACUACAUUAUCAAUAUAUGCCACCAACUCCCAGGAGGCCUCUUCCAUCGGAGAAAGCCAGAUCGAGACAAUCACGCGAAUACCUCCGGAGGAUGCAAGUACCGAGUUGGCGAGUCUUGUUGAGACAGCUCCACCAUCAGUAUCGCAGACAGCCAAUAUCAUAGCGGGGACCAUCGCACCCGGAGGUACGAGAAGCGUAGCAGCGACCACUACCGGGACGGGGCCGGAAGAGACCGAAGGUGCGAGCGCUGGAGCGAGGAUUCAGGCGGGCCUACCAUUAGUGGCGAUAAACGCGAUGGUAGCAUUAUGGAUCUACAUGUAAAUCCGGAAGUUAAUAGAUGAGGUACACUAUAGGCAACAUUAUCCGUCUAAUGUAAUGUAGGGUUAAUUCAGAUCAUGUUUCGUUG
Pseudovirgaria hyperparasitica is the source of this 1466-nucleotide messenger RNA. RefSeq lists its product as uncharacterized. Lineage: Eukaryota; Fungi; Ascomycota; Dothideomycetes; Acrospermales; Acrospermaceae. The coding region runs from base 305 to 1381 and encodes 358 amino acids. The record is from RefSeq and is a predicted model, not a curated record. The transcript has 4 exons.